GCUCGAAGCCGGUCCGGUUCUGCAGGCAAAACUCCAGACUCACCCUCUCUCUCUCCUCCUUCUCUCUCUCUCUCUCUUUCUCUCUCUCUCUCGUCUCGGUUUUGAAUCUUCAGAACAGUUGGUUGUUUUUCAGUUGGUGCUAAAUUGCGCCGGCGGUGGAUCCAGUGGUAAGUUAAUGUGCGCCGUGAGUGUUUUGCGCGCGAGAUGCCGCCGGUGUGCUCGAUAAUACCAGCCACGUUAGUUAUAAGAAUCUGACGUUGGUGUCGAACCAGUCUAUCAGUCGGUUUUCUAAAUGGACGGUCAGAAAAGCCAGGCGAACCUCACGAGGACCCAGUCGUCGCUGCUGCGGUCGUCGCCGACGAUUCGAUCCUCCAUUCACAGCCUCAACUCCGUCACGGAGGAGGACGUCGCCGCCGCCAACGAAAACCACCACCACCUCGACGAUGAAGAAGAGCUGAGGCCCAAGAAUUACAAUCCCGCGCUGACCCACCAUAAAUCCGGGUCUACCCGGAUCAGCCACCAGCACCUACCGAUGGCCGCCAUCACACUCUUCAUCCUCUUCAGCUUCUCCGGCUUCUUCUUCUUCUUCUACCUCCGCCGCGAAGAAAUACCCACCUCCGAAAACCUCCUUCUGGCGCUGGCCUUCUUCGCGGUCACGCUUUUCUUGGCGAACAAGAACAAGGGUCUGAUCAACCACAGCGUCUCCGUCCUCAAGCACUCCUGGGACGAGAAUGCGAAGUGGUGCCGCUUCCACCGGUUCUAUAAGACCAACAGCAGCACGAAGCCGGUCCAGUGGUUCAUCGGGUCGGACUCGAACCCGGACAAGACCCGGAUGGAGAAGGAGAUCUUAAGGGAAGGGGUCGAAUUCUACAGCAAUGGGGAUUUCUACGAGGGUGAAUUUCACAAUGGGCAGUGCAAUGGCAGUGGGGUCUAUAAUUACUUCGUCAACGGCAGAUACGAGGGGGAUUGGAUCGACGGCCGAUACGACGGCUACGGGAUUGAGGGCUGGGCGAGAGGGAGCAGAUACAAGGGGCAAUACAGGCAAGGAUUGAGGCAUGGUUAUGGGGUUUAUAGAUUCUCGGCGGGGGAUUCGUAUGCAGGGGAGUGGUGCAAUGGGCAGAGCCACGGCGUCGGAGUGCAGACUUGCUCCGAUGGCAGCUGCUAUGUUGGUGAAUUCAAGUAUGGCGCCAAGCACGGCCUCGGUUGCUACCAUUUCAGAAAUGGAGAUAGAUACGCCGGAGAAUACUUCGGAGACAAAAUGCAUGGAUUCGGCAUCUACCACUUUGCCAACGGUCAUUGUUACGAGGGGUCAUGGCACGAAGGUCGUAAUCUAGGCUAUGGCGUUUACACUUUCCGAAAUGGCAAUGCAAGAUGCGGUAUAUGGGACGGUGGCACCCUUAAGCACCCUCUUCUGCCGCUAACCGAUGCAGUUGUUCGAGCUGUUCAGGCUGCUGGGAAAGCUGCAGAGAAUGCUGUCAACCUCCCGCGGGUGGAUGAACAAGUGAACAAGGCAGUCAUGGCCGCGAACAGAGCUGCCACUGCCGCCAGAGUUGCUGCUGUUAAAGCCGUUCAAAACGGAAUGGACGGAAAAUUUUGUGAUACGAAUGUCUAGAAGACAUUUUUCUUUCAGUAGUGUAAAUUUUUCACUAAUUUGAAGUGUGCUUUCGAGAAUGUCAACCCGGCGAGCAAACGCUCAUCGGAGGUUGAGAGAGUGUUAGAGGGCUUGGAUCAUCACACCGUAACUUGUACAUACACCAUGUAUAUCAAAUGGAAGAAGAGAUUUCAGACAAGUAUUUGCACCUUUCCCCUUUGUGAUGCAUUUUUCUUCCGCAUCAAGUUACAUUAUUGUGUUGUUGCAAUCAUGAGACCAA
This is a messenger RNA of Malus domestica (apple), 1871 nucleotides long. RefSeq lists its product as uncharacterized. Lineage: Eukaryota; Viridiplantae; Streptophyta; Magnoliopsida; Rosales; Rosaceae. The record is from RefSeq and is a predicted model, not a curated record.